This is a messenger RNA of Penicillium daleae, 1206 nucleotides long. RefSeq lists its product as uncharacterized. Lineage: Eukaryota; Fungi; Ascomycota; Eurotiomycetes; Eurotiales; Aspergillaceae. The record is from RefSeq and is a predicted model, not a curated record. The coding region runs from base 1 to 1206 and encodes 401 amino acids. The transcript has a single exon.
AUGGCGAGCGUGAAGCGUAACAGCUCGCUCAAGCGACUGCUAUUAUCACUUUUUGUCACCUUUCUCUUUGCUUCUCUUUCCUUGAGCGCCAAAUUACCCCACCAUGUCAGUAAUGGCUACAGUCAAGGCCAUGGCCAUUCCCAUCACCACAAGCACACUUCCAAGCACAAAAGUGAUGCCCUGAAUUACAGUCUGCAAGAGCGAGCCACAACCACAUAUGCCGCAGCCGUUCAAAAGGGAAGAGGCCUCAUAUGCCUUAUGGAGUCCACGAUCGCCAAAGCAGCAACUCUCAACCUAGCAGGAAAUAUCCAGUCAACGUGGCUGGCAUCGGAUUGGCUUGUAAUGCAAGGAUGGAGACCAAUGAAUCUGGGAACCUUCACAUACGAAGACUUGACUAUCGAAUUACCUGCUUAUGGUAAUAAGUUGGAUGCAUUCUUCUCGUCGAUGGGGAUUGCCUUUGACGGCUCUAGUGCUCAGUAUUUAAUGAACACAGUUCAAGGAGCAUAUUACGACAGUGACUAUAAUGAAUUCCCAUGCGUGGUGAGUCAAUAUUACACUCUGACUGAUUCCGCCCUAAAAAAAGCAUUAUUGAUUGAAGCCAUCAAUGAUGACAAUGAUCAGGCCUCCGAGGGGAUAUUUGGCAACAUGAUAGAUAUCAAUUCCGGCACCAUCGUCGCCGAUCUGAACCGGAGCCCAUUGAACAUGAAUUACCCGGCAGCUGUGAUAAACACUUUCUGCCCUAUACGACAGUGGUCUGACGCCGUAUAUAUUCAAUGGCUUGCUGCCGAUGCCGUGGAAUCCACGCCAUUGAAUCGGAUUGAAUUUAGACAUACUAAUGAUAAAGUUAAUAUAACAUUAUAUGCUGGUAUCACCAACGCUGCGACACAGCAGUUCGUCAUCCAGGCGCUUCAGAACAAGGGCACAGUGACUGAAAUCCCAACGUGGGAUGCGAACAAUCAGCUCACGCUGACACGUGCAGAUGAUGGGGACUUCUUUGCUGCUAUCCUGGGUAGCCCCAACGGGGCGGGCUGUGCAUACCUGUUGGCGCAGCACAAGGGACAAUUUGGAAUCAAGCAGUUGACAUCAGUUAGUAUUUGGGUGAGCGGGAGUACACCCUUCACUCUUACGUCGCCAAUCGGUACACUGGGACAGAAUCUGAACCUAGUCUUCACGAUGGAAACUGUGGUAGAUACGAUUGAUGUGUGA